AUGGAGUUACUCAUUUGUAUUAAAACUUUUACGUUUAUCCUUUUAGUAUGGAUAUGUCAGUUUUGGCAUAACACGGGAUUGAGCAGGAAAACUACGGACAAGGAACUUAACGUGGUAGACCCCCCAGUGGAGGCGUUAACCCGUCGGUUGCUCUCCCAAAGUGAAAGUGGGGAUGAUGAUAAUUUUUCCGUGUUUGGUGCAGGAGAGGGGAUAAAAAGUAUGCUAAAGAAUGUGAAGGAGCUAAUCAACCUUAACGAGCUGGAGGAAAAGCUGAACGUUAAGAAGCUGCAAGAACUUGUGAAUAUCAACGAUUUGCAGGAAAGGUUCAACGUUAAAAAGCUGCAAGAAGUUAUGAAGCUGAGCGAUUUGGAGGAAAAGCUCAACGUUAAGAAGCUGCAAGAGCUGGUGAAGCUAAAGGAGCUGAAAGAACUGAAGGAGAAAAUAAAGUUGGAGGAAAUUAAAGAAAAAAUGAAAUUAAGCAAAUUAGAAGAAAUAGUAAAUUUGAAUGAACUUAGAGAAAAAAUAAACUUGGAUCACAUUAAGGAAAAAAUAAAAGCCGAGAAACUUGAAGAAAUAUUUAAACUGCAAGAAAUUAAAGAAAAAGUAAAUUUGGAGGAAUUAAAAAAAAGCAUGAAAUUAGACAAACUAGAAGAUAUGAAAGAAAAAAUAAAAUUAAUGAAAUUGGAAGAAUUAAUUAAAUUGAAAGAGUUGGAAGAGAUGCUGAAAGUGAAUGAGUGGGAUGGAAAAAUUAAAUCAAAAUAUAAGAUCGUCAAAAAAGGAGUCUUAUCUACUUUGAAGAAGAAUAAAUUUAUUUAUACAAAGUUACAGUGGGCGCAUAAGCAUGUGCAAAGGGCCGACUCCUAUCUUGAGAAGAAAAUAUUCAAAGAGCUCUGCUACAUUGAUAAGUCGAAGGAUGACCCUAACAUUGAUUCGGACACCUACACCAAGAUACAGCUCACCAGCUACGGAAAGUUGUUGGCACUGCCGCUUCUGGUGUUAUUGAUCGGGUUCAUCUGUUUUUCGGCUAAAAACGCAUACGUAUGGGUAGUGAUAUUCUGCGGCCUAGCUGCUGCGAAGUUUGCCUAUCUCUUCUUCAAAACGAUAAAGUAUGAACUCUCCGGCGUGGGGGUGCCUAAACCUACCAUGAAAGAAUAUUACCGUGCGAGUAAAUUUUACCUGUUGUGA
Molecule: messenger RNA, 1185 nt
Organism: Plasmodium vivax (malaria parasite P. vivax)
Lineage: Eukaryota; Apicomplexa; Aconoidasida; Haemosporida; Plasmodiidae
Product: Pv-fam-b protein
Exons: 2
Coding region: 1-1185 (394 amino acids)
Source: RefSeq, a predicted model, not a curated record